This is a messenger RNA of Wickerhamiella sorbophila, 288 nucleotides long. RefSeq lists its product as hypothetical. Bases 1 to 288 code for a protein of 95 amino acids. The transcript has a single exon. The record is from RefSeq and is a predicted model, not a curated record. Lineage: Eukaryota; Fungi; Ascomycota; Dipodascomycetes; Dipodascales; Trichomonascaceae.
AUGUCGAAUAUUCUCAAAAUCUUCCAAAAGAAUAAAGAACAGCAGCCGAUAGAGCAAGAAGAGUGUCUUGGCUGUCUUCUAACUGCUGCCACCGUUAUGACUUUCGGUGGUGCUUAUUUGGCCAGUGGCAUGGUAUUCUACAACAAGGGUCAGCCUCUUCCUGAUGUGACGCCGACCUACAAGUUUGGCGUGCGAGCUGCCGGAGGAGCAGUUACAUUGUUUGGAUUCUAUCGAGCGUAUCAAGCGUAUGAUUUCUAUAGCAAACACGGCUGGGGAGGAUUUCAAUAG